Messenger RNA from Colius striatus (speckled mousebird), 315 nucleotides. It is a transcript of the gene C1H11orf97, whose product is annotated as chromosome 1 C11orf97 homolog. NCBI's taxonomy places the organism in Eukaryota, Metazoa, Chordata, Aves, Coliiformes, Coliidae. The transcript has 3 exons. The record is from RefSeq and is a predicted model, not a curated record. Gene Ontology annotation, cellular component: ciliary base. Bases 10 to 315 code for a protein of 101 amino acids.
ACGGCGGCCAUGAGGGCGGCGAGCGAGAAGCAGCCGGCGGCGGCGGCGGCCGAGGCGGCGGGCAGCGAUGUCCGCGGGAAUACAUUUUUGUAUGUUGAGCCAUCUAGGAGAGUUAAAGAAAUAAUUGAAGAAGAGUUUUCUUUUUGGAAAGAAGCGUGCCAUGUUAAACAUCCAGCUGCAGUGGAUCUGGAAGGAAUUUGGAGUGUGAAAAAGAAUUUCUCCAUCGGAAGCCUGAAACCACUGAAACGGAACAGUGUACCUUUACAGCCUCAGUUCUACUCAAGGCAUGGAGCAAAGAAAAGUAAGAGUCAAUAA